This is a messenger RNA of Micromonas commoda, 4847 nucleotides long. RefSeq lists its product with no specific name. The record is from RefSeq and is a predicted model, not a curated record. Bases 1 to 4791 code for a protein of 1596 amino acids. Gene Ontology annotation, biological process: heterophilic cell-cell adhesion; neuron development. Gene Ontology annotation, molecular function: protein homodimerization activity; protein heterodimerization activity; cell adhesion molecule binding. Gene Ontology annotation, cellular component: neuron projection; membrane. The transcript has 2 exons. NCBI's taxonomy places the organism in Eukaryota, Viridiplantae, Chlorophyta, Mamiellophyceae, Mamiellales, Mamiellaceae.
AUGGCCGCGAUGGACGGUCGCGAUCGGCGGGCGAACCGCGGCGUCGCGGGGCGGCGUUGGGCGCGACACGCGCUUCUCAUCGCGCUCGUCGCGUCGGCCGUCGCGCGGGGCGGGAGCGUCUGGGAGCUGGAGCAGCUCUGGGAGGACGACAUCGUCGCUUACGUGCAGAGGUUCACGGGCGAUGUGGACAGGCAGGGGACCCCAAUCGAGUCCAAAUUCCUGCGAUAUGAGCAGACCGGGUGGUAUCAGAAGAUGUACGACCGAACCUCGGUCGGGAUGGACAAGGGCAAAGACAUCGUGGACACGGGUCUGGGAUACAACACCGAGUUUCCCGGCGCGGGUACCAAGGAGAACCAGCUGUACAGCAACUCGCUGCGCCGGUGCGGUCCGAACUUGGAGCGCACCCCGCAGCGCGAGCUGGGUUGCACCAACGAUCUGCCCCCCGGGUCUCCGUACGGAGACGUCGGCCAGCCCGGGCCCGGUCCGCAGCAGUGGGCGUAUCGCGGCAGCUCCCUCGGGCCCCCGGACGAACCCCUCGGGGACGAGGGAUGCGAUUACAAGCUCAGCUACGAGGAGAACCUUCGGUUGGGGUACGAGUGCUAUCGGCUGCCGCCGUUGGGCGGGGUGAGGGUGCCGGCGGCGGGGAAGCUGCCGGAGAAUCUGGGGUACUCGGUGGCCGGGAUCAGGCUGCCCGUCGCUGAGUGGCGGGACAGGCUCGAGCCGUACUACCAGAAGUGGUACGACAGCGCGCCGCUGCGGUGGGGCUUUGAGGAGGGGACUUUUUUCCCAAACUGGUUCCUGCGGUCGGCGGGGAUGCCCAACUUUGCCAUCAAGAAGCACUGCUUCCUGGACGCGCACGCGGGGCGGUACCAGCUGUGCAGCGCGUACCCGUGGGACAAGCGAAACCUCACGCACGGCUUACUUCACGUGCAGUCCGUGCCCUUCGUCCUGGGCAUGGGGGAUCUCACCUUCGAGGCAAACGGGGGAGAUUCCACGGUUCCCGACAUGCCCCGGAGCACAUUCCCGCUGGCGUCAAACGGCGAGGGGGUGCUGGGCGUCGCGCUCACCCGCGUGUCCGACGGCUCUCGCAUGGCGGUCAUGCCGGUGCGCGCGCGUCGGCACUGGGAGACGCUGGGUUGGACCAGCGAAGAUUUGAAGCCCAUGCGCGGUGAAAAGUUCACCCUGGACAUCUACGAUUACAGGGCCAGCGACUGGGGCUGGAUGGCGGUGGACACGUUCGUGGUGCCCGCGGCGUGGAUCCAGAUCGAAUCCGUGACGCCCAUCGGCGGCCCCAGGGCGGGCGGUACCCUCAUCGAGAUCGUCGGUAAGAACUUUGGGAACAGCGCCGACGGCAUCGUGGUGUUCAUCGGGAACAAGGAGUGCACGAGUCUGGGAAUGACGCAGGCUGGCUCGCUCUCGUGCAUAACCCCGCCGGGUGACGGCGCGGGCGUCACGGUAUCCGUCGUCAUCGGCGAUUACGACCGAGUCCUCCGCGCCGGUCCGUUUGGCGGGCACCAGGCGGGACACUGCGGCGAUGAGAGCGUGGCGUACCCGUUCUCGCCGUGCACGCUGGGAGAGGCGUCUCUGGAAGCCGGCGUCCCCAAGCGAGGUUUCACCUAUCUGGACGCUCCGUAUUGGAUAAGCACUCCCGUGGUGGAGGCGUACGAGGAUAAUCAGUACAGGUACAAGGCGGCCGCCGCGGACGACGAUAUCGGCUCUGAACUCAUCUACACCGCGGAGAUUUUACCGUCGUUUAUGCGGUUCGACCCUGCGACGCAGGUCAUCUCCGGGACGCCGCUGCGGGGGGACGUCAACUGCCGGUCCGAUAAGUGGCACCCGGCGGUGGACAGGUGCAGAGAGGGCGGUUUUCACAGGGUACGGCUCGCGGUGAGCGACUACACGUUCACGGUGUACCAGGAGUUUACCGUUCACGUGCUUUCCAACCCGUCGCCGUUGCUCGCUAUCGACAGGUCGUUUCACUGGCCGACGAUGAGGGAGGUUAACAUGAUGCGGGCCAGCGCGCAGCUCAGCAAGUACCACCUGAAGGUUCCGAGCGCUUUGAAGGCGAUGUCGCUGAAAGCAGUCGACUCCACCUUUCUACCCUCGACCGCGCGUGAUCCCGCGAGCGCCGCGUUGCGCACGCUGCUGUCCAAUCUGCUUCAAGAGACGAGGGUUCACGCGGCUGAGUCCAAAAUACUCAUAAAGGCUGUUCGCACGGCGGGGCUCGAGUCCGAGCAAGGAGACUUGAUCAGCGCCUUGGAGUCGGCGAUGCGAUCGCAGGAGUUACAGGUUGAACGCAACCGCGCGUCGCUGCCGUCGCUCGUGGGUGGAAACCCUGAGGGGUGGAUGGUGCAGCUGCAGGAUUUCAUGGAAAACUCCGCUCGCGGCAUGGACGUCAUCUGGCAGCCCGCGGGUGGUGGCGGCCCCGGCGUCUCGAACCAGCUCGUCUCCGGCGCUGGCCACCGUUACGGCGGGUUCCUGCCGAACGCGCCGGGGCCGGCGUAUCCGCUCGCCGGUCGCAGGCUCAACGACCUGGAGAUGGUCAUCACCGUGCCGACCAUAUGCUGGCAGGCGCAGGGGGACCAGCCGGACUAUCACCCCAGGAUGGUGUCGUGCUCCUUCCCCGGGUACCACGAGAUUCACAAGAUUUAUCUUCGAAUCGAGCAGGGCGGUUUGAGGUUCAUCGAAGGGCUCGUGGAGCCCGCGGAUUUUCCCAACGUGGACCUCAUAUCGUCCGCGUUGGACACCCAGGACCUGCUGGGUUUGGUGGAGUCGGUCUCGAGGCGCGCGGCGGCGUACGCGAAGCGUUGGGAGGAGCUCGUCGACCUGCCCGAGAGGUACGAGCCCACGUGGCAGCCGCACAGCAGCAUACUCACGAUCAUCACCAACGUCGGACACAACCUGACGGUCACGCUGGACAUCCCGCACGAGUGGCCGUGGCCCGCUGACGGCGAGCUCAAACCGUCGGCCAUACGGGUGUUGGCGUCGGAUGGAAUUCCGUACCACAGGGAUGAAGCCAUCGACUCAAUCUCGGCGGAGCUCGCCGCGGACGCCGCGAGAGCCGGCGGGAAUAACCAGGGCGGACUCGCGUCCAUCCUCGAGGGACUCGAGAACAAGCUCCGCGUGUACGCCAGCCGAUGCAGGAACGACUGCGAGCGCAACGGCUUCUGCGACACGUCCGUGUUCCCGCCCGAGUGCAGGUGCUACGCGGGUUACACCAACGACGACUGCUCCCACGUGGGUUGCCCCAACGACUGCACCAGCCGCGGCGCGUGCGACGCGAAACAGAUCUGCGAGACGGACCACGAGACCGGGGAGAUUGAUUGCGUGGGCGGCACCGGCAAGUGCUCCUGCGUGGAUCCGUUCUUCGGCGCGGAUUGCUCGCUCCGGCCGUGCGCGAAGCGCUACCUGGUUCGCGAAAACGUCGACGUCUCCCUCGGCGAGGCGUACUUCAAGUCGCUCUACGAGGCGAUGGGGUGGGAGGUGUCCGAGGUGCGUCUCAGCGCCACGAACGGUGACCCGCCGCCGCCGGGGUCCAUCGCCGGGGACCGGUUCUCCGUCGCCGCAUCCGCGAAGGGCGUCGCGUACAUCGUCUUCGUGAACAGCGAGGACGCCAUGGCCGCGAGGUCGGUGGACCCCUUCUACAGGGAUUCCAUCCCCAGCCGCGGGAUCGCGGAGCUCGCGAGGGAUUUCCCCGAGGAGCUCCGCGCGCAGGACGCCCGCGAGCGGCACCUGCUGAGUUUGUUUGGGGAGGUCCAGACGGAGUGCACGGGCCGAGGCGCGUGCGACUACGGCGCGGGCGAGUGCUACUGCGCGUCGCGAUACUUUGGUGACGCCUGCGAGUACACCUACUGCGCCAACGACUGCAACGGUCACGGCCGGUGCGACUUUGUCACCGGCGAGUGCGCGUGCGACCGCAACUACGAGCCCGACUUGCUACUCGGAUGCAAGCUCCGUAAGCUGUAUCUCGCGACGACGACGUGCGAGGAUGCCGCCAUGGACGCUCGCGUCGACGCCGGCGGGCGGCGGGUCACGCCGCUUCACCUCUCCUGCAUGAUGGGCGUAGCUCUGGGCGCGAAGGCGACGCGGGAGCACUGCCCCGAGGCCAACGUGCUCACCGGCGAGAAGGGCGACUGCUACACCAAGUUCCCGAGCUACGCGUACGACGACGGCGCGGGCGGCUCGAGCGAGCUCCUGACGACGACGACGAAUCCGAUUUGCAGCGACUGCUCCGGGUACGACCUCCGCAACAUCUCGCAGAUUCACCUGUACGCGGAGGAGCCGUGCCGAUCGGUGCUCGGGGUGAGGACGAGCGAGUGCGUCGAGGGCCGGGUCGCCAGCGACGUCGUCCGCGGCCUCGGCAUGCUCCCGUCGACGGAUCCGUCCAAACCCACCGAGAUCACGUUCAACCUCGAGACGAUGCGGAAGAAGGACAUGGCGUUCUCCAGAUUUUACGCCAGGCCCGGGAUCGUGCGAAGGCUCUACCACUCGGUCGAGGACGGCGGUUGCGGCGCGUGCACCGACGAGGCUCCCCACUGCGGCGCUCGUUUCGUCGUGUUGAGGGACGGCGUCGCCGCGUACGACGCCGUGGUGGCGGCGAACACCACCAUCGACGUGGACGUGAGAAACGCGUCGACGCUCACGCUUCGAACCGGGACGGUGACACCGAGUUACUGGCGCCUGGGAGGCGGGUUGAGCUACGGAGGGGGGGAGCCGCCGGCGCUGGCGAGGGAACCAGUCAAGGCGAACUUCUGCGACGGCGCGGCGUGGGCGGACGCGGCGCUCGUGUAGAGAAUGUAGACUAGUAGAGUUAGAUAAAUCUUAGAACGCUAAGCGACGUAGACUGA